AUGAUCCGCACACUUGAUCUCGUCUAUCUCCUCUUCUUCGUUAUCCAUGUCCCAAUCAUCUUCCUACUAUCACAAGCCACUCACACAAACAAAAAAACAGUAAUCGACACCGUCCCGCUCCAACCCGCUUUCCUCCAAACAAAUCUGUCCCAUCAACUCCGCGACUUCUACAUCACCACCUACCACGAUAAAUUCUUCGAAGAUAACCCCCCAACAUGGUUCACCGUCUUUAUCUGGAUGGAAUUGCUGUACCACGUUCCGGCAUCCAUCUGGGCAGUGCGGGGGUUACUUAAGGGCCACCCCCUGAUCCGCGUUCACCUUCUUAUCUUCGGCAUCCAAGCCUUCAUCACUUCACUAACCUGUCUCGUUGACGUGUGGAGCUGGACCGACCGCACCGUCGCGCAGAAACAGCAGCUGACAAUGCUCUACAGCCCAUACGUAGCACUGGGCGGCCUCAUGGCGAUACACAGCAUCUUCCGCCUACGCGACGCACUAAUGCCCAAAAGCAAACGGGAGUAG
Messenger RNA from Penicillium soppii, 519 nucleotides. RefSeq names its product EXPERA domain-containing protein. The transcript is spliced from 4 exons. Gene Ontology annotation, cellular component: endoplasmic reticulum. The record is from RefSeq and is a predicted model, not a curated record. Bases 1 to 519 code for a protein of 172 amino acids. Lineage: Eukaryota; Fungi; Ascomycota; Eurotiomycetes; Eurotiales; Aspergillaceae.